Gracilinanus agilis (Agile Gracile Mouse Opossum) is the source of this 2177-nucleotide messenger RNA. RefSeq names its product RNA polymerase I subunit F (gene POLR1F). Gene Ontology annotation, cellular component: RNA polymerase I complex. Bases 8 to 961 code for a protein of 317 amino acids. The transcript is spliced from 4 exons. Gene Ontology annotation, biological process: DNA-templated transcription initiation; DNA-templated transcription. The record is from RefSeq and is a predicted model, not a curated record. NCBI's taxonomy places the organism in Eukaryota, Metazoa, Chordata, Mammalia, Didelphimorphia, Didelphidae.
CGGGCGCAUGGCGGUGUCCGGUCCCGCGGGCUCGGGCCCGGGCUCGGGUCUGCAGCUGCCCACGUUCGCGGCGGCCCGUGCUCUUGUGAAGCCCGGCUCGUGCCUGAGCGUGGGCCCGCACCGGCGACACGUGGCGCUGGCGCCUCGCUUCCUGGGCCGCAAACGGAGCGGUCUCCGCGAGCAGUUGGACGGGGAGCUGCUGCGCUACUCGGAAAGCCUGCGGGGGGUUCCUGUCGCCUAUGACAACCUGAAGAUCGUGGGUGAGCUCGGGGACAUCUACGACGACCAGGGCCACGUGCAUCUGAACGUGGAGGCUGACUUCGUGGUCUUCUGCCCCGAGAGGGGACAGCGGCUCCUGGGCACAGUCAAUAAGGUGGCGCCCAGCCACCUGGGCUGCUUGGUGCACGGAUGUUUCAAUGCCUCCAUCCCCAAGCCAGAGCACAUGCCCGCAGAGCAGUGGCAGGGUCUGCACUUCCAAGUAGGGGAUGAGCUGGAGUUCGAAGUGUCCCGCCUUGACUCAGACGCUGCGGGUGUCUUCUGCAUUCGAGGAGCGCUUGUUGUCAGCAGGUGGGGAUCUGGGGAUGUCAGCAAUGAGCCCGAGCCUGGAGCUGGGGAAGAGAAACCAAAGAAGAAGAGCAAGAAGGGCCUGAAGCAGCCCCGUUUGGACUGUGACCUCAAGCAGGCCGCUGCUCCUUCUGAUGAGGCUGGGGCGGUAGAGAUUGACCCCCAGGCCCAGGAGGCUGUGAAUGGACUUUGUGAGGAGGAGCAGGAACUUCGGGCAAAGAAAAAACGCCACCGAGAAGAGCCUGAACAGGAUCCUCUGUGGCAUGCCAGCGACUCGAGCGGCUACCAGAGUGACCACCAGAAGAAGAAGAAGAAGAGGAAGAAGCAUAGUGAUGAGCCUGAGGGCCCUGUGGCCCCUGAAGAGCCUCGACCAAAAAAGAAAAAGAAAAAAGAGUGAGCCACUCUGGACCGAACAACCAGAGGGGACCAUCCAGUCCAGGGGCCUGAGGAAGGGCCUGAGCACAUGCCCGCUGGCCAGGAAAGGAGAGAAGAGGGGUUAUGGGUGAGCAUUGUAAUGACCCAGAGAGUAAAGAUGACUCCCAGGAUCCGGGGGAAUUCCAGCCUUUUUGCCAGGAGAUGAGGGAGCUGAGUAUCAUGUUUGGGCUGUUCCUGAGCCCAAGAAUUGUGACUUUGGUGUCCAGAUGAGAUGGAGCAAUUACCAGGAGCCCGACUUUCCCUGUUUCCAUUGACAGCCUGGCAGGGGGCAGAGAGGGCAGGGCCUGGCUUCUCCAGGACCCCCAGUGGGGCAGGCCUUACUUCUCCUUGUAGUCUGGAGAGGAUUUAGCCAUUCCUCCCAUUGUUAUCCUCACUUCUGGGAAAAUUAAUAAUGAUGAUUAAUGGCUCCCAUUCCCAUAGCACUUGCUGCAUGCCAGGCAUGGGGCAAAGCUCUUUCCAUCUUUCCAUCUCAUUUGGGCCUCACAAGGCCCUGACAGCAAAGAGGUGCUGCUGUUAUCACCCCUCUUACAGCUGAGCCAACUCGGGCUCAGAGGCCAAGGGGCUUCCCCAGGGUCACUUAACCAGGCCAAAUUUGAACCAAGGGCUUCCUGACUCCAGGUCUAGCGCUCUAACCACUGUGCCUCCUGGUGGCCCCCCACUCUACACUUACUAGCCAAAAAGAAGGUAAAACUGGGUGUCCUAAAGUACUUCUCAUGUGAUGGGAAGAUGGAUCAUAGGAUUGUUUUUUCAUCAUGAAUCCUAUUUUAAAACAGGUUUCCAUUUAAAGAACUUGAAUGUAUAUACAGCUUUUCUAGAGUGGGGAGGAAUUUCUCGUGAAAGUUAAGUAUGUGUAUGUUUGAAUAAAGAACAGAGUACUUUGUUAUGGAGUAUAUAUGUGUGUGUGUGUGUAUACAUAUAUAUGUGUGUGUGUGUAUAUACAUAUAUAUGUGUGUAUGUGUGUAUAUAUAUGUGUAUAUAUAUACACACACACAUAUAUCUAUAUCUUUGUAAACCCAGUAUUACCAAAGUGCCUUUUAAAUUGCCUGCAUAAUAAAAAGAAUCUUUUAUUUAGUUUAACUUUCAAAGUCUUCCUAUUUUUACCACUAUAUAUUCAGUUUUGAGUUUAUGUUUUAAAUUCUGUUGUUAGAUCGUAUCACCAAAUAAAUGUUAGAAUUCAA